Messenger RNA from Parnassius mnemosyne (clouded apollo), 3788 nucleotides. Lineage: Eukaryota; Metazoa; Arthropoda; Insecta; Lepidoptera; Papilionidae. The record is from the annotation of a GenBank genome assembly.
AUUGCAUAAUAUUAGUUUGUGAUUAAAGUCUCCGCUAGGAGUAAAGUAUUCUGUGGAUUAAAGCUAUUGGAAAUAGAAAUGGCCUUUAGUGAAGUUUGUAGAAUUUGUUUAUGCGUUAAUGUACGCAAGUUUGUACUAAAGAAGACUAGUCUCCAAAAUUUGUACAAAACAUUGACGAAUAGUUUUAUGGAUGAGGAUGAGGAACCCAUAAUUGUCUGUUUCACCUGUCAUGCAAGACUCAUUCGUUGCAGAACAUUACAACAACAGGCUAUUGAGUCAAAAGCAAUUCUAGAGCAGUUGCUUGCAGGAGGGUCCAUGGUAUUAUCCCAUGCAUUCAUUAAACCCUAUAAAAGUCCCUCAUAGAUUGCUUUAUAUGAGGCAUUUUGCCAAAUUUGCCACGCUUGGCAGGUCGGCAACCACAGUUUAUAUUUGUCUGAGUUGUUUAAGGAAGACGCUGCCGCCUAACUCCUGUUUUUAUUUCCCUCUGUUGCCUCUUACGACACCAGUCCCGUGGGUAGGUAUACAGGCUAGUGGAUAUUUUUACACCGCCACUACAUGGUAUUAUACUUGUUAUUAAUAAAAGUUCACUGCCUGAUGGUUCAUUCCCAUUAUAAUAUGAAGUAUUUCCAUUAAUCAUCACUUGGCAGGCACUUUGAUCGCUACUUGACGAUCAUGCCUUCUAUGCUGCUUCCCGUUGCCAUAUGGGGAAUAUUUUUUUUCUACUGUAAUGUUAAAUUUGUCCUUCAAUCCAAUUUACUUUUUUGUUAGAGCAAUGUUCUAUAUUUUACAGUGAGUUAAAUACUUGUUUUUAUAAAAAUAAUUACCAAACUGUUUGUACUGCAAUAGUUAAUAAACAAACUAUUAUCUAUAUGUAAUAUUAUUCAGUAAACAAAGAUAGAUCUUGAGGCAAUUUUUGGCAUUUGUGAACCUUAAUGGAAAAAUUGUUGAGACUUGAUUCUCGGGAUGGAUUAACUAUCUACAUUCUUAUUUAAGUUUAUUCGGAACCCUGACUUUGUCCAGUUUUUAUUAUUAUUUAGAGUUGUUGUCAGGGAGAUGCCCAUCUCCUGUUUCGGUUUCCCUCUGUCCCUUUUUACAACAUCUGCAGGAUGGUAUGGUAGUACGGACUCUCCUACAGCACCACUACACUGACUCUUUCUCUUAUUUAACAAAAGAAUUUGAUUUCAGUCAAUACUAAAACCGCAUGAGGCUAGAGAUAAGAUUCAAUUCACACCAAUUAGCCAUAUAGAUAUCAGGCCAGUAGAGUGUGAUUGUCAGAACGAAAUGUUUAGCCUUGAAUCUGUUAAAGUAGAAGAGAAUUUCGAAAAUGAGAAUCCCAAAUUUGAAGAAAGUGGGAAUCAUGAAAUAGAUGGACCAAACACCAAUUUGACACUUGAACCAAUGGACAUCUUUGGCCGCAACGAUUACAAUCACAUCAUCUGCAUAUGCCUGAAUAUGGCAACCUGCCGGAAGUUCUGCGCCAAACAGUUCAUCAAGGAUGAUGUUCCACAAUACUGGGCCGCAAGCAGAUUCCUGGAAGCAUCCCUUGGUCAUCAUCUUGGUGACUCUGACCCCGGCGUGAUCAAGAGUCACCAUGCGGUUCCGAACAUAACUAAGAAUAAGUCCAUAGAUGUUGCGUGGACAAUUAAUCAUUCUCAGCCUGUGGAACAGUGCCGGCCACCAGGCGUUAUCGAAAGCCGCUUUGAUAUCCAAGGAGAGUGCAAUUACUAGUUCUCCAUUGUCCUUAGCUCAACGAAUCACGUCAAGCGCAGUGUCAAUGGCCGUGAUAGAAUUUGUUUGCUCACGGAAACUAAACUGUCGUGGACAGCUGAGGUUGUUGUUAGCAGCCCAGUAAGUGACGCGUUUGAUUAAGGAUCGUACGUCCCGUAUUAUUAAAGAGGAAAUUAAGGUGUGUGUCCGAAAAGAGAUGGCCAACUUCAAAAAGUUGAAACCAACGUACGCCCAGGCUGCUGCUGCAGCCAGCGGGGUCGCGUCGACGACGGGAGGACCUGCAGCCCGCACUGCACUACCUACUACAAAGCCUGCAAUUAUCAUCACCCCGGCUCAGGAAGUCAAAAGGCGUCAGGAGGCCGUGGAGCUGUUCAAAAUGUGCAUCUCAUAUAGGAACUCGACUUACGCGCCUGUAAGAGUGCAACCUGUUUCUAAUAAUAAAUUUCGUGUGGAGUUUGAGAACAUGAACCAAAGGAAUGACACACUCACCAGGCUCGAGAACAGCAAAGAGGUAAGUGCAGAACCCGUACGCAUGCUCAAGCGUAUGGUUAUCCUUAAGGGCAUCUCCAAGGAUGUUCCUUCGGAGGAUCUGGUAAAGCUAAUCGCCACUCAGAACCCUGAAUUAACCCACCUGAUUGACAGCGAGAGUAGUGACAGUGAGAGUAGUGACAGUGAGAGCUUCCGACUCCGUUUUAAACGCGUAAACCGCAACAGCAACUUAUACAACGCGGUGUUCCAGGCAGAGGCUAAAGUAUAUCGUAAGAUUCUCGACUUGGGGAGGGUUUGUGUGGACCACCAGAGGGUCACUGUGAAUAGCUUCUCCCCAUUUUAUAUUUGAUUUAGAAUAGCUAUAAGGCCCUCUUCUUAUUAAUUAUUGUAAUCUGUACUUGAAAUUACUUCUUUACAUGUUACUAAUUUCAUUGAUAAAGUCAAUUUAGUAGUAAGCUUCACUUUAUAUUGUCAAUUAAUCUCAUUAGAUAUUAUAUAGCUGAUAAGUUUUACUUUAAGCCUCUUUUUAUUGCUAUUAUUAACACAAAUGCUUCGAUUAUUACCGCAUGCCUUUCCUUUCUAUAUCAUUUAAUAUGAAAUGUCACUUUAAUAAUAAUAAAUAGGAAUAGAUUGAUUUAUACAUUAAACAUUUAUCUUGAUUUUUAUCUUCAUGUCCACCUAGUCUAAACUCUAAAUUUGACAUAAGAUAUCUGCAUGUUGUUAAAUAUAUAUAUUAGAUUUAGCAUAGCUAUGAGGUCCACUCUUUAUUACUUAUUUUAUUCUGUACUCGAAAUAACCUUUUUAUAUGUUACAAACUUCAGUUAAUAAAGUUAAUUUAGUUGCAAGAUUCACUUUAUAUUAAUUAGAUACCAUAUAGAUGACCAAUUCUACUUUAUGCCUCUCCUUUAUCAUUAUUUACAUAAAUGUUUAGAUUAUUAUGUCAUGCCUUUCCUUUCUAUAUUAUAUAAUAUAAAAAAUGUUUAAAAGCUUUUAGAAAAAUUUACUUCGCUAAUAUCCGCGUUAUAAAAUAACAUGAUGUGUCUUACCUAGUAUGAAGAGCACCUCCCGCCCUCCCUCAAUUGCGUGCACUAUCCCCGUCACCACUAAUCCCAGCACCGCUACUCCCAACACCACAAUAGUGGUGUUGGUCUCUAGACGCCACAUUGAGAUAUUGUAACAUUUUUUAUAUAAUUAAUAGAGGCAAAGUAACGCCUGAUUCUAUUAAUUAUAUAAAAAAUGUUACAAUAUCUCAAUGUAGCGUCUAGAGACCACUGUAAGCAAUUAACGCAAAAAGUGUCAUUGUAAAAUAGUAAAAUUGUAAAUUAAAAUUUUUAUAGACAGUGUCGUCAACUAUGGAAACGUUAUUUUGGUUACUUAUGUUUUCUUUUACUUUCUGUUCAGUUUUAGUUCAAGUUUUAGCUAGCUAUGUUUUAGUUCAUCUUUUGUUUAAUGUUAAGUUUAAGUUUAUUUACAUAUAAGUAGAGUAUACAUUGCCUUAAGCAACUUAAGCAACAAUUGUGAAAUUUGACAAUACAGUCCCUUUGGAGGUGGUGUAACCUCUGGAGGAAAUC